AUGGUGGCACCAACUGCUUUGAGGAAAUCAGAAGUGGCAACUGGAAAUGGAGAAAUUGAUGGAGCUAGUAGGAUCAUUGGUGUUAAUAAUAAGGAAAGUAUUGACGAUGAGGACGAUGACGAUGUUAUGUUGGGUCAAGAAGCUGAAGUUCAGGAGGCUGCAAAUGAAGAGGGUGUAAAGAAGCAGUCGAAAGAAUCGAAAGGUGUGGUAUUGGAUGAUCAAGGAAAACCACGUUUUGGCUCCGCCAAUCUUGCCAAGGAGGGAAAGGUAAAGUUGGAGAGUAGAAAGGUUGCAGUUCCUCCUCAUAGAAUGACUCCUUUGAGAAACAACUGGACAAAAAUUUACCCACCUUUAGUGGAGCAUUUGAAACUUCAGGUUAGAAUGAAUUUGAAGACAAAAUCCGUGGAACUGAGGACAAACCCAAAACAUACUACAGAUCCAGGAGCUUUACAGAAAGGUGCUGAUUUCAUAAAGGCGUUCACUUUGGGGUUUGACCUCGAUGAUUCUAUCGCUUUGCUGAGAUUGGAUGAUCUUUACAUCGAGACAUUUGAAAUUAAGGAUGUCAAGACUCUAAAUGGGGACCAUCUUUCGAGAGCCAUUGGUCGUAUUGCAGGUAAGGACGGUAAGACCAAGUUUGCCAUCGAAAAUGCUACGAGGACGAGAAUUGUCUUAGCCGAUUCAAAGAUUCAUAUUUUAGGUGGGUUCACACAUAUUAGAAUGGCAAGAGAAGCUGUGGUAAGUUUGAUUUUAGGUUCUCCACCGGGCAAAGUUUAUGGUAAUUUACGUACUGUCGCCUCUAGGCUGAAGGAACGCUACUAA
Messenger RNA from Torulaspora delbrueckii, 819 nucleotides. RefSeq names its product Pno1p (gene PNO1). Bases 1 to 819 code for a protein of 272 amino acids. The record is from RefSeq and is a predicted model, not a curated record. The transcript has a single exon. Gene Ontology annotation, cellular component: nucleolus. Gene Ontology annotation, molecular function: RNA binding. Lineage: Eukaryota; Fungi; Ascomycota; Saccharomycetes; Saccharomycetales; Saccharomycetaceae.